Messenger RNA from Priapulus caudatus, 6966 nucleotides. Its product is annotated as ALK tyrosine kinase receptor-like. Bases 1 to 3081 code for a protein of 1026 amino acids. Lineage: Eukaryota; Metazoa; Priapulida; Priapulimorpha; Priapulimorphida; Priapulidae. Gene Ontology annotation, cellular component: signaling receptor complex; membrane. The transcript is spliced from 19 exons. The record is from RefSeq and is a predicted model, not a curated record. Gene Ontology annotation, molecular function: transmembrane receptor protein tyrosine kinase activity; ATP binding. Gene Ontology annotation, biological process: cell surface receptor protein tyrosine kinase signaling pathway; protein phosphorylation; regulation of neuron differentiation.
AUGAAUACAAUUGGAAAUCGAAGCCUAAUAAAGGACAAAUCCAGUAUUCCACCAACUCUCAUAGUCCCUGACAGAGGAGUUCAUCAUUUGGCUUCAGUUCACCCGCCUGCUGAAACAGUGAAGCUAAAUACAUCAACCAAGUUUGAGUUCUCAACAUGUGGCGCCACUGGUGCGACCGGCCCAUCACAGAACCACUGUGACACUGCCUACAAGCACACAAAAAGCAAGGUGUCAGUCAUCGCCGAUGGCAUGUACAAGGGCAUCCAGUCAUGGAGUGUGCCUGCAACUGGCAACUAUAGCAUUCUAGCGAAGGGAGCAAGUGGUGGUGCGGGAGUGAAAACCCCUGCAAAAGGUAGAGGAAGGUCGGUGUACGCUCAGCUAAGCCUCAGGCAAGGUGAUACCAUCUAUAUGCUUGUUGGUCAGGAGGGACAGAGCGCCUGCACAGGGAUGAUGGACACGGGAACGCUUGUUGGCAGCAUCUGCAAUGGGGAGAUCCCAGACUCCCUCGAUAGGAAGAAGUUUCUUACCAACAGCAACGGGUCAAACUAUGCCGGAGGUGGCGGCGGUGGAGGUGGUGCCACAUUUAUUUUCAAGCUCAAGGACAUGAAACCGAUCCCUCUGCUAGUGGCUGCUGGUGGAGGAGGUAUGUCGUACAGAAGCGGUGCUGGUGCGACGCAUCAACUCAAUGGCUUGGGAUUUUUGAACACGUCCAGUGGGCUCGCUGGUAGAAACGGCAACAUGCUGAAAGAUGGGCCAGGCGCGGGAGGCGGGUGGGAUGGUAAGACAAACUCCACCUCAACGGGCCGCUCGCUAAUUGACGGUAGCCAGGGUGGCGAGGCCUGUGCCCUGGCAAUGAAGAAGCUCACGUGGAACACGAAGGGAGGUUACGGGGGAGGCGGAGGAGCUUGCAUGGCCGGCGGCAGUGGAGGAGGCUACAGAGGUGGCGACGCGCAAGUGAACGACAUUGAAAACGACGGCAGAGGCGGAUGGUCGUACGCGACGCCACACGCUCUUGAUAGCAAUGACCGCUUCAGUCUCAACACCGGUCCCGGUGCGGUCAUAAUCACGUACGUUACGCCACACGGCUGCAUCUGCCCGGUUGGCGCCAUGUGCAUUCUCACGUCGGGCACGGACUACGAGUGCCACUGCCCGAUGAACCAACUAGUAUCUGCCAAUAAAGUCUGCGUCGACGACCCCGUCGUGACGGCUCAGAACGGAGGUCCGCCGGCUCAACAACAUAUGAUCAUCAUCGUCAUCUGCUCGUUGACGGCCUUCCUCGUCUCAUGCGUCGGCGUCUUCUGCGCAGUGUACAGACACAAGCAGAAGCAACUAAGGAAGAAAGUGCGUCAGGAGAUGAUGAACAAUCCAGAGUUCCAGCUGAACCGCCUGCGUCAGGGAGCCGGCAUGCUGACCGAGUACAACCCUAACUACGAGUUCGGAGGCGGUGUCUGCACCCUGCAGGAUCUCACCGAGAUUCCCCGAGAAAACCUUACCCUCGUCAAAGCCCUGGGACAAGGUGCCUUUGGAGAGGUGUAUCAAGGCUUGCUUUUACACGUACCUGGAGAGCCUCCCGACCUUCCUGUUGCUGUAAAGACGUUGCCGGAGCUUUCCACUGAUCAAGCUGAGAUGGACUUUUUGAUGGAGGCACUGAUCAUGUGUAAGUUCAACCACCCCAACAUUGUACGAUUUAUUGGCGUCUGCUUCGAAAAGCAUCCGAGAUUCAUCAUCCUUGAGCUGCUGAAUGGUGGAGACUUGAAGUCUUUCAUGCGGGAGUGCAGGCCAAAGCCAGACCAACCGUCUCCGCUGUCAAUGCUUGACCUGGUCAAGCUCUCACUAGAUGUCGCUUACGGCUGCCAGUAUUUGGAAGAUAACCACUUCAUCCAUAGAGACUUGGCCGCGCGGAAUUGUCUUCUUACCACUAAGGGUACCGGUCGGAAUGCAAAAAUAGCAGACUUUGGCAUGGCUAGAGACAUCUACAGGGCUGACUACUACCGUAAGGGUGGCAAGGCAAUGCUGCCUGUAAAGUGGAUGCCGCCUGAGGCCUUCUUGGACGGGGUCUUUACGUCAAAGACCGAUGUCUGGUCGUUUGGAGUUCUUCUGUGGGAGGUGUUCUCUCUAGGAUACAUGCCGUACCCAGGAAGAGGCAACCAGGAGGUCAUGCAGCUGGUGACCGCAGGGGGACGGCUAGAGCCUCCAAGUAACUGCCCUUCACAAAUAUAUUCAAUAAUGGUGCAAUGCUGGGCAGCUAACCCGGAGGACCGACCUAACUUUGUCAAGAUUAUAAGCACGCUACAGCAGUUAGCACAGGAGCCCGGGUUAGUGCACGCGCCUCUGCCGGUAUUCUACUGUCCGCCGUGUGUGGAGCGUGAGGCGACCCUCACCCGAGCCGCCGAUGAUGUGUGCUUGCAGGUUCAGCGACCGGCGACGCUCGACGCGCUCACCUCGCCGACGCUUGCCGACGGCCUGCUGAGUCAGGACGAGCUCAAGGCGUGCGGCAGCGUCGAUGAGCUGAAUCGUCUGCUGCACAGUAACCCGUAUGAGGUGCCGCGCGACACGGCGUCGCCCGUCAAGCAGAAGACUGUGCGCUCGCUGUCGGGCAACAACAGCAGCAGCCGCGGUUACACGAGCGUGCCGACGAACGAGCCGAUGUGCGAGGAGGCGGACACGCUCAGCGACAACCUCUACCAGAACCCGUCGUACCAGCACCACCGCACAAGUAGUCUCGGCUCGGCGUCGUCGGGCGACGUCGGCGCGAGUCGGUCGCCGUCGUCGACGAUCUCGCGCAACAAGUACAACCUGAAGAACGCGCCGAGCGGCGGCGGCGGCGGCGGCGGCGUCGUCAGCAAUCGGUCGCUGGAUCAGACUAGUUCGAGCCGAUCGGGUGGCUCGGCCGACCUGGCGGCGAACGAGAACGCGUUGCUCGGCGUCGCGUAUCACAGCAACAGGGACGUGUCGCCGGCGAAGGUGCCGCCGCCGCAAUACGAGAACAUCAGUGUUAAAAAGGAUGUGCCAAUGUCUAUGUGGAACGGAAACCACGCGGCGAAUGGACAGGUGCCAACGAUCCACACGACGGAGAUAUGAUUGUGUCGGCGCUACACGGCAGAUGCGACAGUCAACGAUGUGUCUAGUUUAAUGUGAUAUGCAGCAACGUCCGUGGAACAGGUAUCGCAGAGACAAUAUGGCGGCGAUGAUGUGAGAAAGAAUAAUGUCCGCCACGGAGUUACGACAAAGACGCGCGUGUGUAAUCAACUAAACAGCGUGUAAAAGUAACAAUUCAUAAUGUGCAGUUAUUUAUUAGUAUGUGAUUAUUGUCUCACGAGUAAUUAUAUAAGCUAUUAUAUCUCAUCAGUUCGUAUAAACGACAAAAAUCCUCGAUUUGCUUUACUUACCGAAAAUAUUAGAAUGAACAGUAGACAUUCUGUGUGCGUGAAGUGGCGUGUGCAACUCUGUACAUAUUUGCACACCAUGAAUUCACUCUUCACGUGACAGCAUCGAUAUUGAUCGUGAAGUUCGAGUACGCUAGACAACUACGACCUUUCUUUCUCAUUAGACGAACAGGAAUACGAUCGAACGUAACCACGACGAGGCUCGUUGCAUCAAGAGACAACGAUUGUUCCGUAGCCGUGGCAUGAACGAUCUGAUACACGGCUGUGACACGUCUUGCCGCUUAUUGUGUGCGGUCGACAUACAACUCUGAUAGUAGUAAAAGGUAGUCGCAUAAGCAUAUCUAUUGUAGAUAUGUUGACGCUAGUAGUUGGAAAGACCUGUUUAUGCGACAAGUGCGGCGGUAAUUAGAGAAGGACUCGGUUGUCAUGUAUGUGAGCACGCACUGUUUUGUUAACAAAAAUUUAUAUAUAUAUAUAUAUAUAUAUACAAGCGAGUGCGCAUCUUAUAAUAAGAAUACCAUUAACCAAGAGAAUUGUAAUAGUCUGUAUAUGCUGUUUAUUGAUCUACUAUACUGGACUAGUAUAUAUACAAACGCCGACACGUGGCGCACAAUAUUAAUAACAAUAUACAACUUAGAAUUUAGACCGACAUGCGAAAUCUCAUAUUUGCCACUAAUUCGACUCGUUUUUUUAGAUAUAUUAUGCCAAAUCUGUAGUUUGUCUGGUUUACUCCACGUGGGUGUAAACUUUAAUUGGGCGUGGUACAAUCAAGACGAGAAUAGCAAUCAACUGGAUAUAGUGAUGACAAUAAAUCUCUUGUUUAAUGGUAGGCCUAAUAUAGAUAUUGCGUGAAUGCGUUUUGCAUAUACACGACUGCGUGAGCCUGUACCACGUCUAAAACCUAUGUUGCCUAUAAUAUAAAUAUAGAAUGGGAAGCCACACAGUUAUGUGUUUUACUCCAGGCGAUUUUUGGGUCGAACCAGAGUUACAUGUGAUUAGGUCAGUAUAUCUUGUUUCAAACGCAGAACAAGAGAUCUUAUUCGGCAGGUUUUGUUUAGUAGUUAUCUCUACUUAUAACCGAUUAAAAAUAGCUGAUUAUUCACAGCGUUGCUUACUAUCUUGGACCUUUUAUCGUGCACGCGAGUUUCUGUCUAAUUGUUGGCUGUAGAUGUACUGUCUAAUCUCAGAUCAUGCAUAUGAAAUACUUUUUCUACGGCUAGAACGUCUCCUUUCGUUGUGGGAAAGACAAGAUCCAUUAGUAUGAAUAUUUAAUAGUGAGACCCAACGCUUACAUAUCAUAGUCUCGCUGCGUCACAGUAUAUUGAUCGCGUCUACUCUCAAAUGUUCCAUCCAUGCCCUAUUUUAGUAUUUCGAUUUUUGAUAUAUACUCAUGGGUGACAAUAAUAUUCGUCACGAUUUAUCUACAGCUGUAUGUAAUAGCUACACGGCCGCUAAUCCAAUCCGUGACCCGUGAGUAGAGUAGAUAGUGUGCAGUUAAAGAAAGGUCCGCUUCUAAAUAGAUUGUAUAAGAACGGUAAAGAAAUUGGCUGCGGUACGCAGCGAAAUAACACAUCAUGAUCAUGCGUUCACUUGUUAAUAUAAUUGUUGUGUUUGUGUAAGUUAUGAAAUUUGGUGAAUAUUCAUGUAGACAGCCAUUAUUAGCGGAUAUCUGUGGUAGGGGCCUACUGAGAGCUAACCCCUUAUGAUAGUGUUUUGGAUUGUUGUGGAAUUGUUUUUGAUACAAUAACCAAUGAAUGUAUAAGCGCAAGUUAAUCGCGUAGGAAUAUUUUAAUGAUCCAUCCUUGCGAAUUAAUUGGAAGAAUUCAUGUUGAAAUGAAUCUCGAUGUUGCGAUAAAAAAUAUAAUUUGUGUACAUGAUACAAGUACUACUUUCUGAACUGACCUAACUACUAUCACUGAUGUCCUUGUUCACUACGGUAUUUGCUGGUAGUGCUAUUGCUGUUAUUGUUAUUGUUGUUGACGCUGUUGUUGUUGUUGUUACUGCUGAUGUUGCUGGUUUAUUGUUUGCGUCGUAGUUAAAGUGUUAUCAUGGGCAAGACACAGUAAGUGAAGGAAUAUAUCUUGCUGCUAACGUGACCUGGAUACGAACACAGUAUAUCGUUAUUCAAUAAGUUAGCAAUGCUCUGGCAUCUCAUAAUAUCCCUAUCAUCGUUUCGUAUGUGUGAAGGUCGCAUGAAAUUGAUUACGCUUCAUUUCAAUUUGCGCUUUCAUACGACGUCUUUGAACAUGACAUAGCACACUGAUACCACGGAAAAUAAGAUGGACCAUGGGACAAUUCUCGGUGUGAUCCGAUUCAUAUGCUCGUGAAAAAUGCAAAAUUAUGGUUUGAACUUUUUUCCCAUUUGAUAAGAUAUGUCAUAUUCUAAAAAGUCCUCGAAUUUUCUGUUAACUAAUGUCAUCCAGCUCUACGCGGUUCUUUAUAGUAUAAGUAUUUAUGUAAGGAUUAUCAUGCGUGAAAUAUUUGUAAAUAGUUUAUUUUUGCUUUGUAACCGUCCAGUCCAGUCUUCUUGAUGAAGGAAGACUGGUCGUGACUUCCUCUCGAUUUUGAAACUAGUAUUACUAAUUAUUUAAGUAGCAGAAAGAAAUAUAAAUGUAAACUAAGAUGCGUGCGCAUGUAUUACGAAGAGGUUCGCUACUAAACUGUAAUUAUCAAUAUCGUAUUUAUUUAGUGCAAUAAUUAAAAUAGACGUUCUGUUCUAAAUUGUUGUAAAUAUAUAUCGCGGAGGAUUAAGUGGGCGCAAUUGUACUUACCCGAGCCGAAAGCAGGGUCGGAAGUAUGUUAAUUAUGCCGUUCAGAUGGCAAUGGAUUGAAUAGGGCAUGUUGAUAUGUUAUGUACAGAGACCGAAUUGCAGUAUUUUGAUAUUUUUGCAUCACAAGUAUUUAUGAAACUGUUAGACGCAGAGCGUCCGAUAGCGAGCUCUGGCCCUUGUUUUUCACGCUCCGAGAGGGCGUGAUAUGUGAGAUAUAUAUAUGUGAGCGGAAGGGAACAUGCGCGAUGAAUGAACACAGUAUUAUGAUGCAUUAACACGCUGGGACGCUUAGCGAGUGAAUAUCUAUUGUUUUCGACUAGGACUGCGCAAAAGCCGACGCAGAAAAUUAUUUUAGCAUUUUUGCAAUGGUUAGAGGAAGGUAUGAACGCAAUAACAAGUUUACCGCUUUACAAGAAGUGAAUAAUAUCGGGUUGUAUUUGUAGCCAUGGACGGCUGAUCAACUCUAUAGAAUAUUAAGAAAAUAUAGAAAUGCUACCAACUUUUUCGCCAUAUUCCCUCCCGUGUCAGAAAGGCCGCUUAGUUGUAUGCGUUACAUGUAUCAACACCGGCAUAAACGUAUUUCACUCAGAACGGUUUUGUGUAUAUGUGUAGGGCAGGUUUUGUAUGUUAAUUUAGCUAUCAGGCAUGCAUUGUGAUAGUGCAGCGCCACGCGGCAGGGUCACGUGGUCAUUUACGCCGUGUGGAACGUUCGGUUUAUACUGGAGUCAAUACCAGAAACGUGUCUUAUGAUCUUAAAAUGUAGUUAUUUUUACUAAAAAUAAAUGCGCCCCAUACAGCCGUCAGUGUAA